Messenger RNA from Ochotona curzoniae (black-lipped pika), 6617 nucleotides. RefSeq names its product ubinuclein 1 (gene UBN1). The record is from RefSeq and is a predicted model, not a curated record. The transcript has 18 exons. Gene Ontology annotation, cellular component: nucleus. The coding region runs from base 1199 to 4591 and encodes 1130 amino acids. Lineage: Eukaryota; Metazoa; Chordata; Mammalia; Lagomorpha; Ochotonidae.
GAGGACAGCCCUCGCCCAGCGGCUCUGGGACUGAGAGCCGAGCCCUAUGAGGCCACUCUCGGCCUCUGUCCCCCGGGGCUGAACUGCCCCUUCCGCCCAGCGUCGCUCGGAGAGCCUGGCACCUCGUCUUCCCCUUCUUGUCCACGGCCUGAGGCGCACAGAAAGGGAACUCCAGGAUUGGCCGCAAACUCUACACUUAGACAGUCAGCUCCCGGACGCGUCUCGCUCGGCUCCGGUCGCCCGAGGACUCACCACACCAAGUCGCCGAGCCGCAGACUCACAGUCGCCAUCUUACCACCCAACCACCGCCGACGCACGGGCCGCCGGGAACAUCAGGUCGGCCCGGCGCCGCCCAUUGGAGUGGGUUCGGCCACGUGACAGGGACUUGCUGUCAUCGGCCACGCCGCCGCUCCGACGUCACCGCGCCCGCCGGAGCUUAUUGGUCGGCCGAGCAGCAUGUGACUCGGGCGCCUCGGUCUCCGCGCGCCGGAGCCCGGAGACUCCCGGCUCUUUCCCCCUCCCUUCGGCUCGUGACAACGAAGAGCCCGCGGUCUGAGGAGGCGACGACGGCAGCGGCGGCGACGGUGCGGCCGGGCAAGCGCGGGAGGCAGUCGGCUCUGCGGCCCGCCUCGCCCCUGGGUUCCUGGACUCGGCCGUCUUCCUCUUUCGGUGCUUCCGUUACGGCCGUUAGUUCGGCGCGGGGCCCGGGGCCAUUCUAGAACCCGAAGCGCCUGCCGGCCCCGUCGCUGCUCCCGGUAGCUGCCUCCUGACGGGACUUCGGUGCGGCCUGGAAGCCAGCCUCCCGAGCCUGGGGCCGCGUGCCCGGCCGACUCCCCCCGGCCGCAGCCCGGGAGGCCCCGCGGCCGGGGCGCGGCGCCGGGGCGCGCUGCUCGACGGCCAGCGUCGGAAGCCGUGUCCGAGCGCGGCAAGUUGUCCUACGGCGGUUUUCGAGUUGUUCCGCGGACGUCGAGUUGGCAUUCCUCCGCUUCCUGCCGGGCCGGCGCGGGACCCCGCCAUGGGCAGCGGUACUGGCCGGCCGGCCGGCCGCAGACAGGGCUCGGGAGCCGACCGCUAGCCGCUCUCCGCCCGGGACCGCGGGGCCGGCAUGCGGACCCCCGCGGAGGGACGUCUGCGGCCCGCGUCAGCACUGGGGACCCAGGAAUCAUGCAGUGACACCUGCUGAGACCUGGUGGUAGCCAUGUCGGAGCCCCACAGGGUCCAGCUCACCUCUCUCCCAGGUUCUCUAAAUCCUGCAUUUUUAAAGAAGUCUCGGAAGGAGGAGAUUGGAACAGAGCCACAUCAAGACUGUGAGCCUGCUGCAGCAGCUGUUCGGAUCACACUCACACUCUUUGAACCGGAUCACAAACGGUGCCCGGAAUUCUUCUACCCAGAGCUGGUCAAGAAUAUACGAGGAAAGGUUAAAGGCCUUCAACCUGGAGACAAGAAAAAAGAUCUUUUGGAUCCUUUCAAUGAUGAAGAAAAGGAAAGGCAUAAAGUGGAGGCUCUUGCCCGGAAGUUUGAAGAAAAAUAUGGUGGAAAGAAACGUAGGAAAGACCGAAUACAGGACUUGAUUGAUAUGGGGUAUGGUUAUGAUGAGUCCGAUUCCUUCAUCGAUAACUCUGAGGCGUAUGAUGAGCUUGUUCCUGCUUCUUUGACCACAAAGUAUGGAGGAUUUUACAUUAACUCUGGAACCCUGCAGUUUAGACAAGCAUCAGAAUCUGAGGAUGACUUCAUUAAAGAAAAGAAGAAAAAAUCUCCAAAGAAGCGGAAGUUGAAGGAAGGUGGUGAGAAGAUAAAGAAGAAGAAAAAAGAUGACUCUUAUGACAAGGAGAAGAAAUCGAAAAAGUCCAAGUUUUCCAAAGCCGGCUUCACAGCCCUCAAUGCCAGUAAGGAGAAGAAGAAAAAGAAAUACUCUGGGGCUUUGAGUGUUAAAGAGAUGCUAAAGAAAUUUCAGAAGGAGAAAGAGGCUCAGAAGAAGAGGGAGGAGGAGCACAGGCCUGCAGUGGCCUCUUCCGUGGAAGCCCAGGGCUCUCGGGAACUGGAGGGUGCCUCUGACCCCUUACUUUCACUCUUUGGCUCAACCUCUGACAACGACUUGCUUCAGGCGGCCACUGCCAUGGACUCGCUGACUGAUUUGGACUUGGAGCAACUGCUCAGUGAGUCUCCAGAAGGAAGCCCCUUCCGUGAUAUGGAUGAUGGAAGUGAUUCCCUUGGGGUGGGAUUGGACCAGGAAUUCAGGCAGCCCUCGUCCCUCCCCGAAGGCCUGCCAACACCCCUGGAGAAGCGCGUUAAGGAGCUGGCUCAGGCUGCCAGAGCUGCUGAGGGAGAGAGCAGACAGAAGUUCUUCACCCAGGAUAUUAAUGGCAUCCUGCUGGACAUAGAGGUGCAGACCCGCGAGCUGAGUAGCCAGGUCCGCUCUGGGGUGUAUGCCUAUCUCGCCUCAUUCCUCCCCUGCAGUAAGGACGCUCUAGUUAAGCGUGCUCGGAAACUUCACCUCUACGAACAGGGAGGACGUCUGAAGGAACCUCUACAGAAGCUCAAGGAAGCUAUCGGCCGAGCAAUGCCAGAACAGAUGGCCAAGUACCAGGAUGAAUGCCAGGCGCACACGCAAGCAAAGGUCGCGAAGAUGUUGGAAGAGGAAAAGGACAAAGAACAGAGAGAACGGAUUUGUUCCGAUGAAGAUGAUGAUGAAGAGAAGGGGGGCAGAAGGAUAAUGGGACCCCGGAAGAAAUUCCAGUGGAAUGAUGAAAUCAGGGAACUGCUUUGCCAAGUAGUGAAGAUGAAGCUGGAGAGCCACGAGCUGGACAGGACCAAGGCCCAGGCAUGGGAGGACUGUGUGAAGGCCUUUCUCGAUGCUGAGGUGAAGCCACUCUGGCCCAAAGGCUGGAUGCAGGCCAGGACUCUGUUUAAGGAGAGCCGACGAGGCCACGGACACCUGACUUCAAUCCUGGCCAAGAAGAAAGUAAUGGCCCCUUCGAAAGUCAAGGUGAAGGACUUCUCUGCUAAGCCUGAUAAAAAAGUUUCUGUUCCAUCUGGACAGAUGGGCAGCUCCAUAGCUUUGCCCUCAGAACACCAAGGCGGGGGCCUAAGCCUUGGGGCCACAAGCAGAGAGCUCCCGUCUCAGCUAUCUGGCAGCCUUGUUAACCCUGCUCCUGUCAGCUUGGACAACUCACUGGAUGAAGAUGUGGGCCGUAAUCCAGCCUCCACAGUGGAAUCUGUGUCCAAGGAGCUGGCUGUGUUGAAUAGAGCAGCAGGGAGCUCUGAAUUUACACUACCUGUACCCUCCAAAGCACCUGUAGAAAAAGCUGGAAGUGUUUCAUGCACAGAGGAGAAAAGGAACUUUGCAAAGCCCAAUCCUUCUGGCCCCCAGUCCACUAACUCUCUGCAGUCACCCCUCAAUUUUCUGGCUGAACAGGCUCUGGCACUCGGGCAGUCCUCUCAGGAGAAAAAAACCGAGAGUUCUGGCUACAAAGAGCUAUCCUGCCAGGCUCCUCUCAGCAAGGGCGUGCCAGAAGCUCACCAGUCCAAAGCAAAGCACCACAGCUUGCCACGGACGUCGCACGGACCCCAGACAGCGGCCAUGCCUGGCCCCCAAGUCAAAGUCUUUCAUGCAGGUACCCAGCAACAGAAAAACUUCACCCCAGUCCCAUUUGUAAAUAAGCUCCAAGGCCCAAAGGCCUCCUCUCCGCAGUGUCAUCGUUCCUUCCUGCAGCUGGUAAAGACAGCGGCCAAAGGUCAGGGCUUCCAUUCCCCUACGCCAUCCUCCUCGGGAGGCACACCACCUACUGGUAGCAGCUCUCAGAAGACCCCAGCCACCUCCACUGCCCUGAGCCAUUCAGCCAAGCAGCAUGCAGCCAGCCCUGCAGGGCCAGUAUACAAGAAUAGCCCCUUUGCAGGCUCUGUCUCCAAGCAUGGGGUUUCUUCUGGAAGCUCUUCCUCUGGAGGAGCCCCAGUGCAAAGUUCUCCUCCCAGGACCCUGCUGCCUGGCACACAGCCUCCCUCCACAGGACAGCCUGCCAGCCGGCCCAUGUCAAGCUCUACAGUGAAGAAACCACCUGUUUCUCAGAAACUGACCCUGGUGGCUCCUCCUGGUGGUCCAAACGGAGAUGCUGGAGGUGGGACCCAGGGAGUGGCGAAGUUACUGACCUCCUCCCUGAAGCCAGCUGUGGUUAGUAGUGUGGCGUCGUCUACCUCCUUGCCAAAAGGAACGAGUGGGGCUGUGCUGCUGACCAGCUCCUCUCCCCUAAACCUGCUGUCUUCAUCCUACAAGUCCAGCAACCCGAAGCUGCCUGGGACCAUGAACUCUAACUCACUGGGAAUUAUAGCCCCUGUCCCAUUUCCUCUCCACGUGCUAUCCUUCAGCGCUGACUCUUCUGCCAGAGCAGGGGUCUCCAAGGAUGCCAUUGUCACAGGCCCUGCCCCGGGCACAUUUCAUCAUGGCCUCAGUCCCAGUCUUCUGGCUGGCUUGCACCCCAGCCCGCCCCACGCAGCGCCUCUCCCACACGCUGCCGUGUCCACCCAUAUCCCGCAGACUCUGCCAGAUACUUCUCAGCUUCAUGGGAAGGGGCCUGGAGUACCACGAAAAUUAUGACUGCUUCUGAGGAAAGGCCUGACUAACUCGGGGCUGCGUGGAAGCCAACUGUGUAGGUCUGCGGUGAUGGAGCCACUGUACUUUCUGCCAAUUGGUUUUCUUCAGGAGCAGGCGUGAGUCCUAAGUGAAGCAUUUCUUGGCACUUCUGAGGUGCCUUCAACCAAGGGAGCACUUAAUGACCGUGGUGCUUGGGGCCUUGCAGCUUUAUUGCCUGAUGGCUGUCAGAGGGCAGCUCUGAGCAGGGGCGUGUCCCAGGCUCGGCGGUGUUGGGGAGCACGUGUUUACAAUACCGGCCGCAGAGGUGUGGUUUAAAUCCACCUGAACCCCUGGCGUUUGGUCCCAGUGCCUCCCAGCACCUAGUGGUCAGGGACUCCUUCUGGCAUCAGCCACAGCUGGGAGACCUACCUGGUCUCUACGAAAUACUGAGGACAUGUAAUACCUGGCCAUUGUGAGGGGCCAAUGCCUCCUCUGAACUUGACAAUGAAGCUCUUAGAGAGAAAUGACCUUUGUAUAUUCAACUAUUGUAAUAGGAUUUUUAAAGACACCUAUUUUGGACUCAGUUUUCAUCAUUACAAUUAAAUGCAUUGGAUGGACUGGGGCAGUUCUUACACAUCAUAUUAUAGGAAGACGUAAUUCCAGUGCCUUUGUGGUGGGGCAGGAUUUGACAGUGCACAUCUGUUCAGCCCUCUGAGUGGAUCUGAUACGAAGACCUUUUUAAUUAAAAGAUGUGUCUGUAUUGAAGACACAUCCAGUUUUGAGUUUUUUACAGCUGCUCAUCAUAAUGCUGUCCUGACUUGUAAGUCAUCUGGGCCCACAACCCCAAGUCAGUUGAGCAGGGCUCUUGUUUUGUUUUUCCAGAGUUUACGUGGGUGGAUUCAGGGCCUCUCUGAGGCCAAGGAUACAAGGGGUUCCACAUCACCGACAGACAUUCCACUUUGUCUCACUCUGAGAAGCCAGUCUCAGGCAGAGCUGCAGGAACAGGCCUCUGCCAGGGUCUGCCGUAUGCAAACAGACCUUGAAGUCUUGGACUGUCCGGGCAGUGGGCUGUCUCUUAGAGUGACACAGACGAGUGUGGAGAGCAGAUCUGAGUCAGGCUGGGACAGUGUCGACAGCACUCCUGGGUCACGCUCGGCCAGUGGCUGUUUCACGAGGAUUUGGAAGGCCUUGGCCUGUCCUGUGAACUCUGUGCCACACGAUGACUCUGACUUGACUGCCACAGCUAAGUAGCUUGACACGUGGAGAGUCCACAGCGGCAGCACAUGUAUGCCUGUGUGCUGCUCAGUGACUCAGUUCCGACAGAUCUGCAGCCUGCUGCCCUCUGGGAGCCUGGUCUCUCAGCCCUCCCCGGCCUCUGCUCUGAUCCCUUUUUUACAUAGAAUCAGUCUGUGUUUCACAUUGGGCUACAUGAACUCCUGAUCCCUUUAUUAUGUGUUUUUUGCAACUUGGAUUCCCAGUUUGUUUACGGGAUAGUCUUAGGUAGUAGCAAAAGAGCCAAAGAAGAGAUUUGUGUCGCUGAGCUCAGAGCAGAGGCCGUCAGAGAAGGCUGAGCAGUGGGCGCUCUGCCCAGACCCCCGGGUAGCAGCCCAGCCCCCUCCCUUCCCUGCUGGUGCUCCCUCCUCCCAUGUCACACUGAGCGUGCAGCUGGAGCAGGAAACCCUCUUUUUAGGAAUCUAGUGAUGCCUCUUGCCUCAGGGAAAUGUUUCUUUGAUGGGGAGUUUGAGAUUUCUUUUUCUUGUUUAUGCUUUAUUUGUGAUGAUGAAAGAGUGAAUGACUGACACAGCCAUGGUAAGGCAGAUCUGCAGGCCCGGCUGCAGUGGAGGGUUGGGCAGAGUAGGCUCGGGGCCUGGGGGCUGCAGGGGUUUGGUUUCUUGUGGGCAGCGAAGGUCUCUGAGCACGUAGUGGGCGCGGCCGUUGCUUAGGUGUGAGAGGGGCUGUGGCUUUUUGUGUGGCCACCAUGUUGGUGUUCGGGGUGGUGUGAAAAUUGUUAAUCUUGUAUAAAGCAACUCAAUAAAUUGUUUCAAAGUUU